Messenger RNA from Saccharomycopsis crataegensis, 444 nucleotides. RefSeq lists its product as uncharacterized. NCBI's taxonomy places the organism in Eukaryota, Fungi, Ascomycota, Saccharomycetes, Ascoideales, Saccharomycopsidaceae. The record is from RefSeq and is a predicted model, not a curated record. The transcript is spliced from 2 exons. The coding region runs from base 1 to 444 and encodes 147 amino acids.
AUGUGCAAUAGGAACGUCGUUCGUCAACAACUAUUAGUAAAGAUUAUUAAAUUGAUCUUGAACUUUAAUGAAGUCACCGAUUUCAAAAGUCUUAGAAGAUUGAAAACUUUGCAACAAUUGAACUUGGUAGAAACUCCAGUUAAGGGUGUUUUUUCAGUACUUGGAGUUAUUGAUGCACUUCAAUUUCAAAACUUGACUAAUAGUGAGAAAGUAGGACUUCGUGGGAUCUUUAAGGAGGUAUAUGGUGAUGAUGAAUCGAAAUAUUUCAAGAAUCCUGAGCUAAUAAUGCCAUCAAUUGGCAGAAACGCACAUUUAAUAGCUGCUCUAGGAGUUCUUCGUCCUUCCUUGUACAUUCAACCUUUGAUGCUUGGUGGAGAAAAUAAGAACUCUAUUUUUGAUUUUGAAAGCGGUGCACUCUUUAGGUUAGCUAAUACUUUUAGAUAG